This is a messenger RNA of Fraxinus pennsylvanica, 921 nucleotides long. NCBI's taxonomy places the organism in Eukaryota, Viridiplantae, Streptophyta, Magnoliopsida, Lamiales, Oleaceae. The record is from the annotation of a GenBank genome assembly.
AUGGCCGAUAAUGAGGACAGGAUGGAAACUGCUCCCAAGGGAAACGAAUGGGAAGUCGUAUCACUCACUGCAUCCGCAUAUGCUGCUGACCCUGGUUCCAAACAGGUUGAUCUGAGUGAAGAUAGCCAUAGUAAUUUAGUUGGAGAAAGUGAAGCUGAAACUUCUCGUGCUAUGUUUAUGUCAGGCCAUUUUCUUUUCCCUCCAAAUCAGCACGAGAAUUUGCCAUUGGAACCUGAAUGCAAUGAGAUACGAAAUGAAAAAGGAGAUGAAGGUGAUCAGCUUCAUUUGGUUGUUGAAGAAAGGGAUAAACUGGAUGUCAAAGAUGAAGAAAAUGAGAGCAUCGAAGAACUGAUGUCUGAUGAAUUUACUGGAGUUCAAGUUCUUAAUGAGGAUAAUAGGCUAUCAGUAAGUGGCGAGGAGAUACAGAAAGAUGUGGCCUUUGACAAAGAGCAGUUCAAUUAUGGUACUGCAGAAUUUAGUGCGUACCAUAGCAUAUCAACCGUGGGCAGGUCCACUGUUGAGGAGGAUGCAAUGACUGAUGAUGUGGCUGACCCUUUUGAACAUGCUUUGAAUUCAAGCUCUCCAAGUUUCCAGAAGCCUGUUGAGGAAGAAAAGUAUGAUGGUGCUGACCUUCCUUGCAAAGCUUGGUGGAAAAGGCGGGCUCUUUCUUUGUAUGCUCAUGCAAAAGAGACAAACACAUUUUGGUCUAUUCUCAUGGCUGCAGCAGUCACAGGACUUGUAAUUAUUGGACACAAGUGGCGGGAAGAAAGGUGGCAAGUUUUUCAGCUUAAGCGGCAGUUCGGUAUCAACGAUGAGAAGAUGGGCAGAAUACUUGGUCCCUUAUCUCGACUUAAAGACGUGAUUGUUGGUGGCCAUCAACGGGGUUCGUUUGUCCGUGGGAGCAACUCUGCGGAACUUUAA